AUGCAUACGGUUCUGGAUGCUGUGGCUGUGGACAUGGGCGGCUCGCUCUCCAAGCUGGCGUUCUUUGAGCCAGACUCGGGCUGGCUGGGAGAGACCAUCCGUGCCUGGCGCCGCCACCCGUCGUAUGCCUUUGCCGUCAAGGAGCCCUCGCUGUCUCUACGGACAAAGUCGGGCGUUCUGAGGUUCUCUCGCUUCGAGACCGCAGACGCAGAGGCUCUGGCAACGUCUCUCGCACUGCUUGCCGAUCUCGCUGCCGAGCAUCCUGACGCCGGCGAGAUCGGCGACCGGCUGGCCGUGACCGGCGGCGGCGCGUUCAAGCACCGCCACACGCUCGAGGCCGCCUUUGCUUCCUCAGCCGCGGGAUCGGUCUCUCUCGAGCCGUCUGACGAAAUGGCUGCGCUUGCCGCUGGCUUCCGCUUCCUUAUGGCCAACCACGGGCCGGCUGCGCAAUCUUACUGGUACACUGUGGACAAGGACUCGAUGACACUCUCGGCCCGCAAGCCCCUUGACGCCGCGUCAGCCUCGCUUGACGCCGUCCUUGUCAACAUUGGCUCUGGUGUUUCGGUCCUGCAUCUCGAUGGCGGGCCGACCGGGGUCGCUCGCAGGAUAUCGGGCUCCUCCAUCGGCGGCGCCACCUUUUGGGGCCUCUGUCGGCUCCUCACAAAGUAUGCCACCUUUGACGAGGCCAUCGCCGGCGCCUCGGCCGGCUCGCGCGACACCGUCGCCAUGCUUGUCUCGGACAUUUACGGCUCGGGCUACAAUGCUGUUGGUCUCGACGGCUCCAUCGUCGCCUCGGACUUUGGCAAGAUCUCCACCAUGGCGCACAACCCACGCGAGCCAGGCGUGCUCCGCGAUGCCGACCUCGCCCGUGCCACCCUCGUCCUCGUCCUCAACAACAUCGCCCAGAUCUCCACCCUUGUUGCAGACAAGAUUGCAUCGUCACAGGACCGUGGCGAGCCGCAGCUCGCCAAUGUCUUCUUUAUGGGCGGCAUGCUCCGCCCGGGCGUCAUGGAAGACAUUCUCGUCACAGGCCUCGACUUUUGGUCCGGCGGCUCGCUCCGCGCCGCCUUCUCGCACCACCAAAACUACCUCGGUGCCCUUGGCGCCCUUGUCGGCAACAAGCGCUCGCUCGAGCCGUCAUCGCUCGUUGCUACCCACGUCGACGGCACUCUUGUCACAGCUCCUGACGAUGGCGUCGGUCCCUGAAGCUUGCACCUGUCACCCAAGCCCGCCCGCCGCGCUCUGCGCCCCGAGCCGCGGCGGCAUUUUGGCCGGCCCAGACUUGGCCCGUGACGACCGCCGCGCAAAGAGCUCGGUUGUGAUGACAAAGCCGAGCCGUGAGAGCGCCUCCGACGCCAACAGCAGCUGCUCCGACGAGAGCCGCUCCAGCUGGAGCGAAUCAUGCCGCAGCGACGCCAUAAACCGCACAUUGUCGCCC
Molecule: messenger RNA, 1438 nt
Organism: Thecamonas trahens ATCC 50062
Lineage: Eukaryota; Apusomonadida; Apusomonadidae
Product: fumble
Exons: 1
Coding region: 1-1206 (401 amino acids)
Biological process (GO): coenzyme A biosynthetic process
Cellular component (GO): cytosol; nucleus
Molecular function (GO): pantothenate kinase activity; ATP binding
Source: RefSeq, a predicted model, not a curated record